Eremothecium cymbalariae DBVPG#7215 is the source of this 828-nucleotide messenger RNA. RefSeq lists its product as uncharacterized. The record is from RefSeq and is a predicted model, not a curated record. The coding region runs from base 1 to 828 and encodes 275 amino acids. NCBI's taxonomy places the organism in Eukaryota, Fungi, Ascomycota, Saccharomycetes, Saccharomycetales, Saccharomycetaceae. The transcript has a single exon. Gene Ontology annotation, cellular component: membrane.
AUGGAUGAAGAUCAAGAAUCUUGCCAAUUGUUGGGAUUUGUAUCAAUACUGAUACAGUUCUGUAUGGGUACUGCGGCGAUCGGAGGGUUGUUGAUCAAGAGACAUUAUGAGCAUCCGAAAAGAACGUGGAUCGUUUGGUCGUAUGAUUUGGGGAAACAAAUGUUUGGAUCGCUAGGGGUACAUUUUCUAAACGUGAUCUUAAGCAUUUUAAAGGCUAAGGGUUUGCUGUUCAAUAUUGCAGUAGAUUACAGGGGUCAUGGUGAGGACAAAGGCGAGCAGUGCGACUGGUAUUUUAUCAAUCUUUUGAUGGACACCACGGUGGGGAUACCAAUACUUUGGUGCUGGUUGCGAUUGAUUUACAAAACAAUGAAAUAUUUUAACGUCACCAAUAUUGAAAGUGGUAACUACUAUCCUGUUUUGGAAAAGCCAGAUAUUUACAGCUCACAACACUCUAGUUCAAAGCAGGGGCCGAUGUUUACAGCUUUCUUAAAACAGUUAUUAAUCUUUAUCUCUGGGUUAGCGUUGAUGAAGGGCUGCAUUUACCUCAUAUUAAGUUACUUUGAAACCUUUGCAGAUUUCUUUGCAAACCUUGUUCUUGGUUGGUCCGAUCGUUGGCCCAACUUUCAAGUUUUCCUAGUAAUGUUUGUGUUCCCUGUCGCCCUUAACUGCUUUCAAUAUUUCUGUAUUGAUAAUAUCAUUAAGCUACCUUCGGACCACUUGAACAAGCAAAAUAUCAAUAGCUUCGAUCAGGAAUCCAUCAUCGAAGAGAAUGGCAUUUACGUUUCUACAUACAAUCAGAUCAUAAAGGCCUCUUACGGCACAGUUUAG